AGCAGGGUCCUCCCGGAGCGCCGGCGGCUGCGCGCUCUUUCCGCGGCCGGAGCCAGCUGGAGAGGCGCAGGGCGGCGCAAACUCCGCGCCGGCUCCAUGGACUUCAACGCCAGCCUCGGCAGCCCCGCGGGAGCCAAGCGGGGUAGAGAAGCCGCCGCCGCCGCCGCCAGAGGGUCAGCAGCAAUGAAGAAGACACACACGUCCCAGAUCGAGGUGAUCCCCUGCAAGAUCUGCGGAGACAAGUCCUCUGGGAUCCACUACGGCGUCAUCACUUGUGAAGGAUGCAAAGGUUUCUUCCGGCGGAGCCAGCAAGGGAAUGUGACCUACUCUUGCACCCGACAGCAGAACUGCCAAAUCGACCGCACCAGCCGAAACCGGUGCCAGCACUGCCGCCUGCAGAAAUGUCUCAGCCUCGGCAUGUCUCGGGACGCCGUCAAAUUUGGCCGGAUGUCCAAGAAGCAGCGGGACAGCCUCCACGCUGAAGUCCAGAAGCAGCUGCAGCAGCAGCAGCAGCAGGACGGAGAGGCUUCGCCUUACUCCCUGGGUGUCGCCAACGGGCAGCUGAAGUUGGCUCCCCCGCCGGACCUCCUGGAGGCCUCGGCCUGCUCCACCACCGCCCUCCUGAACGGCCAGGCACGCCUCAGCCAGUGCCCGGACGAGACGGCCGCCUUGGCUUACUCCAACGGACUUGCCAAGGCCCAGAGCAUUCUGGGAGAGGACCUGCGCGCCCCCUUCACCAAGGAGUACAGCCCCGAGCGCAUCAAGAUGGAGAGCCGGGGCAGCGUCUAUUACGCCCUGGGGACGCAGGCAUCGCCGGAGCUCUCGCACCCGGACGCCCACGGGGCCAAGCGGCCGGCGUGCGGCGAGGGGGAGAGCCUCGACUUCUACACCGCCCCCAGCUUCACCAGCCUCUUGGAGUCCCCAAACUCAUCCCUGACAGAGAUCGAGCACCUCACGCAGAACGUCAUCAAGUCCUACCGAGAGACGUGCCAGCUGCGCCUGGAGGACCUCCAGCUGCUGAGAUGGGAGACCUUUACCCGGGAGGAAGUGGGGAGCUACCAGAAAAAGUCCAUGGAAGAGAUGUGGGAGCGCUGCGCCUGCCGCAUCACCGAGGCCAUCCAGUACGUGGUGGAGUUCGCCAAGCGCAUGGACAGCUUCAUGGACCUGUGCCAAAACGACCAGAUCGUGCUCCUCAAAGCGGGUGCCAUGGAAGUAGUUUUGGUGAGGAUGUGCCGUGCCUUCAAUUCUGAGAACCGGACGGUCUUCUUUGAAGGGAAAUACGCCGGCCCAGAGCUCUUCAAAUCCCUCGGAUGCAACGAGUUGAUCAACUCCAUCUUCGACUUCGCUCACAGUCUCUGCGCUCUGCACUUCUCCGAGAACGAAAUGGCCCUCUUCACGGCGCUGGUGCUUAUUAACUCAAAUCGUCCCUGGUUGCAAGAGAAGAGCAAGGUGGAGCGUCUGCAGAACAAUCUGGAGUUGGCCUUCAGGCACAUGUUGCGGAAAAACCACCGUGAAGGCAUCCUGGCCAAGUUGCCCCCCAAAGGGAAGCUUCGAAGCCUCUGCUGCCAGCAUGUGGAGAAGCUCCGUUCCUUCCGCCAGAUGUACCCUAUCAUUGUCCACGCCGUCUUCCCGCCCCUGUACAAAGAGCUCUUUAGCGCAGACUGUGACCCUCUACAGGGAACAGCAGGGGAAUAAUCCCCCCGCUCCCAGCAGGGUGAGGACCCUCUCUCUCUCUGCCUUUCUCCAGCUUCUCCUCUGCAACCGGCGCCAGAGCGGGAAGGGGCAGGAGGUGGUAAUCAAGACCAAAACAAUCCUGCUGCCAUCUUUGCCUGCCCAAAGCGGAGCAGAGCAGCUGGAGCAGAACGCCUGGGUUUUGUGUUUGAAAGAUUCCCCACUUCUGACACCAGCUUUGGUACGCAACCUUGACCACGCCUCUUCGUCCCUGGAUAAGCACGGAGCGAGCCCACACUAACCCCUCACAGGAAACCGCGGGGCUGAGGGACUAGGCAACGUGUGUGCGGAGCGCUUUGGAAAGCAUUCGGAAGUCUACCGCUGUGGAAGCUUAAAAGUAUUAAGUAAGGGGAGGGUCUUGUGGACAAACAGCACUCCUAGCGUGAGGAAGCUCUCGCCGUGACGAAGUCUCAUUGGAGGGGCAAAGUCCAAUUAGCUGCCCACGUUGUAACGCCGUGGCCAAAAUGGCCGACUUAGGUAGCCAAGAAAUACCUCAUUUUUGCUGCCUAAUGGCACAAGACUCAACCAAGCUGUUCUGUUUGUGUUUUUUCUUGAAACCAAGUUUUUAAGAAAUAAUAUAAUAUAUAUAUAUUGUGGACAAAUGUGAUUCUAUAAGAUAGAUCUCUAUUUUUCAGUGUCUGUCCACUUCUGUAUUUGAUAACGAAAGAGUCUCUUGUCUUUUUCUCUCAUUGUGUGUGUGUGUGUCUCUCACACGCAGACUGACCUCUCGGUUUAGAUUCUAUCUCACCAGCAACUUCCAAAAACCAACAACGCCCCCCAAACCUCAUAUCCUGCUGCUUUUGCUUUCUUUUAAAAUGGGAGG
Messenger RNA from Podarcis raffonei (Aeolian wall lizard), 2554 nucleotides. RefSeq names its product RAR related orphan receptor C (gene RORC). The transcript has 11 exons. Lineage: Eukaryota; Metazoa; Chordata; Lepidosauria; Squamata; Lacertidae. Gene Ontology annotation, molecular function: RNA polymerase II cis-regulatory region sequence-specific DNA binding; nuclear receptor activity; zinc ion binding. Gene Ontology annotation, cellular component: nucleus. The record is from RefSeq and is a predicted model, not a curated record. Bases 97 to 1695 code for a protein of 532 amino acids. Gene Ontology annotation, biological process: regulation of transcription by RNA polymerase II.